Malus domestica (apple) is the source of this 459-nucleotide messenger RNA. RefSeq lists its product as uncharacterized. Lineage: Eukaryota; Viridiplantae; Streptophyta; Magnoliopsida; Rosales; Rosaceae. The record is from RefSeq and is a predicted model, not a curated record.
AUGACGCAUGCCAAUCUGAUGAACAACUACUUCAACCCUAACUCGGUGUACAUAGAAGAGGAUUUUAGACGUCGCUUUCGGAUGAGGCGUCAUGUCUUCGAGCGUUUACUUCAUGAUGUCCAACAUCCAUACUUUCGACAGAAUCGGGAUAGAGCAGGCCGUCCUAGUUUCUCACCUCAUCAGAAGGUUAUUGUUGUACUCCGAAUGAUAGCCUAUGGCUCCCUAGUUGAUUUGAUGGAUGAAACCCAUGGUAUGUCUGAGUCUACAUGCCUUGAUACUCUUGAACAAUUCUGUGACACAAUUGUUCAGGUUUACAAAGACGAGUACCUCCGUGAGCCAAAUCAAGAAUAUCUGAAUCAGCUCCUUCGCAAAGUUGAAGAUCAUGGGUUUCCAGGCAUGAUAGGGUCAUUAGACUGCAUGCAUUGGGAUUGGAAAAAUUGUCCCACCGGACGGCAAUGA